UCCAUUCCAUUCCAGCCCAGCCCAUUAGCAGGGCUAAGUCUCGGACGGAGUGGACGCUCUCCCCCGUCGGCACCGCCGCCGCCGCCGCUACCCUCCCCAGCAGCGCCGCUUCCUAGUCCCCUCAAUGGCGACGGACUGGGCGUGGGCGCGCCGGGCGUGGGAGAAGUGGGCCCCGAAGCACGUCGGCCCCGAAGGGAAGCAGGUCCAGGCGGCGCUGCUGCUCAACUACGACCCGUCCGGCCCGUCUAGGCUUCUUCCUGUCAUAGCGGAGCAAGAGGGAAUACGACUUACAGCUGUUGAUAUGCAACCGUUCCUUGACUUUGUUAAGAGGGGUAAUCUGCAGACUGAAUUCUUCUCUAUUAGGACUAACCAAUAUUUGGUCACCUCAAUCCAUGAAAACUGGUUUUGCGCCCGUUGUGUCAACAGCACAAAGUCAGGAGGUGAAGGAGCUAUAGUUAUGCAGAUUGGAGCUUACUUGUUAAUCUCUAUUUUUCUGCCAAAUUCACACCGGUAUCGUAAUGCAUAGGUAUGAUGGUUCCCUUGCUUCAGCUUCACUAGCAAUGGUGGCAACUGAUCAGUUUGCAGUCCAGUUUAACCGGAGAACUCACUAAACUCCUUUUAGUAUAGUUUGAUGAGUGAUGUUGUCCUGCAAUUUGUUAUCAUUUGGGAUCAUAGUGCUAAAAUGCAUUAAGUGGCCUUAUGUAAUUCCUAAUGUUACUAUUUCCUUGGGUCAGUAGGCCUGCUAAUGUAAUAGCCUAAAACUGGCUGUGAAACUGAUGUUCCUAGUGUGAAGUUGGAGUAAUAGCCAAAAACUGGCAUGUGUAGUGCGGCCUAUUUCUAUUUGAGUUCACGCAAAACAUAGAAGAUUCCAAAUCUUGUGGGAGAGAAGAAAAUGCAUAUAUUGUUAUACCA
This is a messenger RNA of Panicum virgatum (switchgrass), 912 nucleotides long. RefSeq lists its product as uncharacterized. The record is from RefSeq and is a predicted model, not a curated record. Gene Ontology annotation, molecular function: actin binding. The coding region runs from base 125 to 526 and encodes 133 amino acids. Lineage: Eukaryota; Viridiplantae; Streptophyta; Magnoliopsida; Poales; Poaceae. The transcript has 5 exons.